Messenger RNA from Dichotomopilus funicola, 723 nucleotides. RefSeq lists its product as uncharacterized. NCBI's taxonomy places the organism in Eukaryota, Fungi, Ascomycota, Sordariomycetes, Sordariales, Chaetomiaceae. The coding region runs from base 1 to 723 and encodes 240 amino acids. The record is from RefSeq and is a predicted model, not a curated record. The transcript is spliced from 4 exons.
AUGUCUGCGGAGGCCAGAUCAAUGGGUCGGGAGGGCGGUGUUUUCAUCGGCAUCAGCGCUACGGGCUGUUGGGGGAAAACCAGCGGAGUUAGGGGGAGGUUCUACCCGGAACGGUUGCUCAUCUACCAUGCGGGGACAGGAAAAACCACCUUCCUCGCCUAUCUAAAAGUCACCACUCUUUUCCUGCUCGGCUUCUUCGACUUUAUUGUCGUGCCCGCCUACCUGCAAGCCAGUCACCCAAUACUCCCAACCAUCGGUGUCGGUCUCUGCGGCAUCAUCCCCGUCAUCUACGUAACCUGGAGCACCUCCCCCUUCAUCGCCUCCAUGCACCUGCACCUGCCCCCCUACGCCCGCUGGUCCCAAUCCAUCCUCGAGCGCUUCGCCCGCACCGCCCCGCCCAACACACGCCUCGACAUCACGACGAUGAGCCUGAUCGGCAAGCCGCGCGUGAGCUCCGUUACGCUGGCCGACCUGCGCCCCGCGCGCGAGCGGCUGGGCAUGGUGAACUAUGUGCGCGACGCGACGGUUGCAAAUGCGAACCGAAAGUGGUGGCGGUUUCGGGCCGUGACCAAGUUUCAUGUGCAUGAUGGGAUGGAGAGGAGUGUGAAGGAAGGGUGGGUGUGGGGGCCGUUGGCGGAUGGGAUUGCGAAAAGGGCGGCGGCGCGUUGGGGGGAUGGUGGAGGUAAGGACGAUGGGGUUGUUGGCAGUGGAGAGAAGAAGUAA